Messenger RNA from Penaeus chinensis, 4345 nucleotides. Its product is annotated as TBC1 domain family member 31-like. Gene Ontology annotation, molecular function: protein binding. Gene Ontology annotation, cellular component: centrosome. NCBI's taxonomy places the organism in Eukaryota, Metazoa, Arthropoda, Malacostraca, Decapoda, Penaeidae. The coding region runs from base 52 to 2277 and encodes 741 amino acids. The record is from RefSeq and is a predicted model, not a curated record. The transcript has 16 exons.
AUUGAGGGAAAUUGUAAACGCCGAAGUUCAAAACUUCCAGAUGAUAUCAUCAUGCGAGGUCAGGUAGUUUUGGACGAAGUGUCUGGUGAUAUCUGGCCAGAUACUUUUAACUUGCAGUCCCUCAAGUCGGCAACAAAAUUAUCAUGUUUGUUAGAGGUUAUUGGCACUGGGGGAAUACAGCCUUCAGCCCUGAGCAGCAACUCUAAAUUCCUGGCCGUGGUCACCCAAGGGGAGGAUGGCUCAAACAGACUCUUCAUUAUUCAUCUUGAAGAGAAAAGGUUUUACUUACUGAAGAGGAUGGCAAAACCUUGCACUGCCUUGAUAUUUCAUCCAUAUAUGGAAAACAUGCUUUUUCUUGCUACUGCUGCAACUAAGAUUUAUAGAAUUAAUGCUGAUGACGGCAGUGUGGUGAUCAUGGAGGGACACACAUCACCUGUAAAGGGAAUUCACUCAGGUUCUCGGUCGCCACUUGUGCUUAGCUACAACACUGACGAGGUCUUCUUGUGGUCGUGGCCAUCCCUCACCCUUACCAACAAGCUGCGGCUGGAAGACAGGGUGGCUGUGGUCUGGGCAGGACACGUUUGGCAGCGGGAUGAGCUGGUCGUGUGCUUCAUUAAUGGCAGCCUGCUUCUCUGGCCUAGCCAAGACCUCUCUACACAGAGAACCAUUGAACCUCCAAGUGGACUUGAUUUUGAUUUUACUGCCUUUGCGCUCUCAAGUGGGGGGGAGUGGCUUGUUGGAGGGGGGAAGAGCCACCUGAUGGUGACCUACUCCCUGGUGGGCCGUCGGGUCUCGCAGGUCGUGCAGCUGCCCUCCUCAUGCAACAGUGUCUACCAGGCCAUCUUCCUGCCGCCAGUGCAUCCCAGGUUUUGUCAAGUGUUGGCCAUUUUAAACACAACAGGAGUGCUUAACAUCAUUGACUUCACAAGCAUGACAAAGCUCAAGACAGUUCGAUCUCAGAGGUUCAAUAUUGAUUCAGUCAGUGUGAGUGAAGACGGCAACUUCUUGGCAGUGUCGUAUGCCAACAGCAUCACAAAGAUGUACCCAGUCAGUGCCCUCUUUCCUGACGAUCCUAAGAAUGCUGAACUCCGCAACAUUAAGAAGAGGGACGUUGAGUUCAAGAUCAUCGAAAAGAUGGAAGUGCCUGAGAGGAAGGAGGAAGAGGGAGAGAAAGAUAGGAAGAAACAGGAAAAACACAAGGAGUUAAAGGAACUACUAGACAGGAAUAAAUGGUAUCCUAUCCUUGCGGAAUUCAAAUCAUACCCUGAAAAGUACCGAAGCCUAAUCUGGGUGUCCAUGCUAGAGUUACCACGCAACUACCUUGUGUUCAGCACGCUGCUCGACAAGGGGAUGCACUCAGCCUUCGAAGGGUUAAAGGAGGUGCUCAAGCUAUCCGACGGAUCGUUACUGAAGACUCUUCAGGGCACACUGUCCUGCUUGGCUCACUGGGCUCCUUUCCUGUCGAGCGUAGAGUACUUGCCGGAGCUCAUCUUCCCCUUCGUCAAGUUCUUCCAUAGCAACCGGCUGCUGUGUUUUGAGGUUUCUGUGACAUUCAUCUUGAACUGGUGUCGCUUAUGGUUUGAAUUUUGGCCUAAACCAAGUGUCACUGUCUUGACUGUGAUUGAACGAUUGAUCUGCGAGAAAGACCCAGUCUUACUUGCACACUUAAUGAAACUUCAAGUCACAGCUGAAGAUUACGCCUGGUCAUUACUUACAAAUGCCUUCUCUCGGGUUCUUUCCAAUGAAGACUGGUUAGUACUUUGGGACCACAUUCUCUCCAACCCGCCUUCAUUCCUGCCCUGUGUCGCAGCGGCAUUUACAAUCAAAUCACGCCACACUCUAAUGACCUGUGAGGAUGCCCAGGAUGUGAAGAACUAUUACAGCCAAGAAGCCUGGAUUUCAGUUAAGCACAUCAUCGAUAAAGCGUACUUCAUAUACCAGAACUGUAGUCCUGAGACCCUUCCCAAGGAACUCUUUGGAGAACUUAAGCCAAUGCCCAAAGGAGGCCUGCCCAUCUUCAACAUUGGGCCAAGGGAUGCUCGCGAAGAAGAGAGAGGUAAGGUAGAGAGGAAACUGCGCAAUUUAAGCCUGAGGACAGAGGCCCUGAAGCGUAAUCAGAGUAAAGCUACUGAGGAUACAUCACGUCUGGCUGAAAAAGAGGAAAUGGUAUAUACAAUUGGAAGGAAAGACCUCGAAAAGCAAGAGGAGGAGUGUCUCAACAGCAUUCUCAACUUGCGGAAAAGGCAUCUUGCAACAGCAGAACUCGAUGCAUCUUAGGCCUGUGUUGCAUUAGAUUAGUGGUAGCCUCCUGAAGUGAGAUUUGACCUGUGAUUCACAAUUAGGGGAAUUUUAUGGUCUUGUGUGUAUGUGUGAUGUAUACUAGGAUUAGUUUUUAAAUAACGUGUAUAUAAACUCUAUGUACAUAUGUAUAAUGUUUUACAUCAAGGAUAUGGUUUAAUGUGCAAUUCACAAAUAUGUUGUGUAAGUUUCUACACGAGUCAUAAAGAAAAAUGAGACAUGUAUCUUGAUGUAAAUAUUUUGCUAUUACAAUAGAUUUCAGUUUUUAUAUUUAGCUUCAGAAUAGAUUCCAGAAGUAUUAAAUGUUAAUCCAUUUAUAUUGCAAUAUAUAUUUCAGUUCCUGUGAAAUAUUUUGUUUUAAAUAAAUAGCUGCACAAAGCCCUUCUCUCUUUUUUCAGAUCUAUUCUUCCUUGGAAAUAGAUUUACUCUUAAGAUUCAUAAGAGGUAUUAAAAAUUCUUCCAGAAAUUCAAAAUGGAAAUAAUUGACAAGAUUACUAUUUUAAUAAACCCUGUUAUUGGUGCACUCUUUUAGUUUGUUUUUUUAGUAGGUUACAUGCCUUAAAAUUGUCACUCAUGACAAGCAUAUUUGUGCAGUGUACUGUGGCCACUGUACAUCUUUCUCUACAAAGACUAUAAAACAAAACCAUAGGUAUUUAGAACAUGCCCAAGCAAUGGAUAGUAGAAGUCAGCACAUUACUGGAGAGGAAGAAUAAAACGCAUGAUUUCGUGUAAUAACCCUUUCUAUUUUUAAGAGCAAAUACAGAGACUUAAUAUGAAACAGAGAAAUUAUAUAAACUGCCAGUUCUUCUAUAGAUCAUGCCCAUUUUGUAUGUUAAAACUGGCACUGUAGAUCAAGUUCAUCACCAGUGAGUAUAUAUAUAUAUAUAUAUAUAUAUAUAUAUAUAUAUAUAUAUAUAUAUGAGAAUAACCCAUAAACCCUUUGUGUGUUAUCUGGACUGUCUUCAAACAAAUAGAUUAACAGCCAUCGUGCAUUUUAAAUAUCAGAUCUUUAAGCAAGGAAUCUGACUAUGUCCGUACAAAAGCUAUGUAUCAUUAUUUUUUUUACUUUAAAUUCUUGUUUUCAAUAUGAAAAUAUUAGAUGUGCUUCCAAGAGAAAAGUUAAGAUUGUGGAAUAUACAAUGGCACUGUCCUGUACUAUACAGGUUACUGUUUAUAGAGAGGAAAAUAAAAUUAUGUUUAUAUAUAUAAUGCAUUUUUUCAAGACAUCUUUCAUUCAUAUGAAAUUUUAAAGAACAGUGAUAUUCAAGCUGAAUGAGUCCAUUAUAUUCACUUCCAACUUGUGUUCUUUCUAUAGGAAUAUCUUGUAAUUUCCUAGAUUCCAUCAGAGUACGUCUUAUUAAAUUGUGAAUCACCUUUUUCAUCAUACUCACUCUUCAUAAUUGACUUACAUUAAAUUUCAUAUUCAAAAUUACUGAUAUUUAGAUAUGUACUAAGAAUCAGUCUAAUACAAUCUGGAAUAUAAAUGCAUAUAGUUUAGUUACUAAUUAUCUCAAGACUAUAUAGACUUGCAUACUUGAAAUAUAAAGGAACACAUACAUAACAGAAAUAAUUAGAAGAAAAUAUAUAUAAUGUAACUGUCAAUACAAACACAUGCCUGUGUGUGUUCAUACUCCCCCUCCCCACCCCAAACACAGGCAUGCAUACACACAUCAUAAAUAAUAAUGAUAAUAAUAAAGCUCACUUAGUCAACUUUCAUUCAUCAAGUGCAGAUAAAAAAAACUAAAUACAAAAUAUCUUAAUUUAAUUCACAGGGAAAGAUCAUACUUUUUCUUACAUGAAAGACAAAUUUGGAAAAAGGGUUAACAGACAAUUUUCUGGAUUUUAUAUCAAUACAAAUAACUUCAGACUUUCACCUUUCUUCUUGUGCAAAGCAGUCAGUCACUUUUGGGUGUUGUUUGUAUAUUGUUAAUCACUGGAUUCUGUCUUUGUUAUAUUUACCUUUGGCUUCUAAUCAAGACCUCAAUGAAUUGAUACAUGUUACUGAGAGAGAGAGAGAGAGAGAGAGAGAGAGAGAGAGAGAGAGAGA